CGCUCGGGCCGGGCCGGGAGGGUCCCCGGGCUUGCGGACGGGCCAGCGGCUGUGCUUCUCGGGACAGACGCAGCGUCAUGCGCAGCCCCCCUGGCAGGGCGCUGCUGCUGAUUACACGCCGGGGCCCGGCCGUGCGUGCGUGGGCCCCGGCAGUGUCCUCUAGGACGUGGCUGGCUUCUGAGUGGAACCCGCUCGUACGCGCGUGGACGUCUCGAAUCCAUGAGCCGUCCCCGGGCCUCCGCUUUCCCGCGCCCCUCUCCCGGCUGCCUGGCGGCGUGGGGCGAUGGGCCACAUCCUCAGCGGCCCGCAGGUGCUGGGUACUGGCAGGAUCCCGCGGCGUGCGUCCCCUGUUCGCCAGGUUCCAGGGAAUUCCAGCGGCAGCCACCGGUGUGCGAGACCUUGGGGAUGACUCCCGGCGGCGGCCCGCGGCGCCACGGCGCUCAGAAGUGUGGAAGCUCCUGGGGCUGGUGCACCCUGAGCGCGGGAAGCUGUCAGCUGCCGUUGGGUUUCUUGCCGUGUCCAGUGUUGUCACCAUGUCCGCCCCCUUCUUCCUGGGGAAGAUCAUUGAUGUCAUUUACACCGACCCGAGCGGGGACUUUGCUGAGAGCCUGACUCGCCUCUGUGCCGGACUCACUUGUGUGUUCCUCUGUGGUGCUGCUGCGAAUGCCGUUCGUGUCUUCCUCAUGCAGUCUUCAGGUCAGAGCAUUGUGAACAGGCUGCGCACCUCACUCUUCUCCUCUGUCCUAAAGCAAGAGGUUGCUUUCUUUGAUAAGACCCGCACAGGAGAAUUGAUUAACCGCCUCUCCUCAGAUACUGCACUCCUGGGGCGCUCAGUGACUGAAAACCUCUCUGACGGACUGAGGGCUGGGGCCCAGGCCUCGGUUGGUGUUGGCAUGAUGUUUUUUGUGUCACCCAGUCUGGCCACCUUUGUUCUGAGCGUGGUACCUCCGAUCUCUAUCCUCGCCGUGAUUUAUGGGCGAUAUCUACGGAAACUGUCCAAAGCCACACAGGACUCUUUGGCACAAGCCACACAGCUAGCUGAGGAACGUAUUGGGAACAUAAGAACCAUCCGAGCUUUUGGGAAGGAGAUGAUGGAAGUGGAGAAGUACAGCAGUCACGUGGACCAUUUGCUGCAGCUAGCACGUAAGGAGGCCUUUGCACGAGCCGGCUUCUUCGGAGCAGCUGGGCUCUCUGGAAACCUGAUCGUGCUGUCUGUCCUGUACAAGGGGGGCCUGCUGAUGGGCAGUGCCCACAUGACAGUGGGCGAGCUCUCUUCCUUCCUCAUGUACGCCUUCUGGGUUGGACUGAGCAUUGGAGGUCUAAGUUCAUUCUACUCGGAGCUCAUGAAAGGCCUGGGCGCUGGUGGGCGCCUCUGGGAGCUGCUGGAGAGACAGCCACAAAUGGCUUUUAAUGAGGGGACUGUAUUAGACGAGAAAAGCUUCCAGGGUGCCCUGGAGUUUAGAAACGUGCACUUCACGUACCCUGCUCGCCCAGAAGUGUCCGUGUUCCAGGAUUUCAGCCUUUCCAUCCCAUCUGGAUCUGUCACAGCUCUGGUUGGCCCUAGUGGUUCUGGAAAAUCGACAGUGGUCUCCCUCCUGCUGCGGUUGUAUGACCCUGUGUCUGGAACAGUCAGUCUUGAUGGCCACGAUAUUCGUCAACUAAACCCCGUCUGGCUGAGAUCUAAGAUUGGGACAGUCAGUCAGGAGCCAGUCCUGUUUUCCUGCUCUGUCGCAGAAAACAUUGCCUAUGGUGCUGACAACCCGUCCUCAGUCACAGCCCAGCAGGUGGAGAGGGCAGCAGAGGUGGCCAAUGCUGCGGAAUUCAUUCGUAGCUUCCCACAGGGCUUCAACACUGUGGUUGGGGAGAAGGGCAUCCUUCUAUCUGGUGGGCAGAAACAAAGGAUCGCAAUAGCCAGGGCCCUGCUGAAGAACCCCAAAAUUCUUCUCCUUGAUGAAGCAACCAGUGCACUGGAUGCUGAGAACGAGUAUCUGGUACAGGAAGCACUUGACCGGCUGAUGGAAGGAAGGACAGUGUUGAUCAUAGCUCACCGCCUGUCCACCAUUAAGAAUGCCAAUUUUGUUGCUGUCCUUGACCAAGGAAAAAUCAGUGAACAUGGGACACAUGAAGAGCUGCUUUUGAAACCCAAUGGGCUUUACAGAAAACUAAUGAACAAACAGAGUUUUAUGUCAGUAUAAUGGAGAGUCCCUGGAGCUGCCACAGGAUCAGCCUAUAAUCCCAGCUAUCAGUAAACUGGAGCAGAAGGAUGGUGAAGACUUCAUCGAGUACAUAGCAAGACCCUGUCUGAAAACAAAAACAAAGCCGUAGGUACUGGUGGGUUGUCUGAGAGACUUUUGAAACCAAUCAGCAUUGGAGAAAACAGCUUAGGACUGUAUGAAACCUGUGGAUCAUACUUCAGUGAUUUGAGACAUGCCUAUUUUCACAAAGAAUGUAAAAUAUUGUUCUAACAUGUACCUGUCCUCUCUGACCUUAUCCAGUUUUAAAGUUGUAACUUUCUAAAUGUCUGAAGCGCGGAGGUUGCCGCAGGUCUUGGGAUGUUUGCUGGCUUGGCACAGCACCUCGUUUCCUUUGCCUGCUGCCAGAGUCAAGCUGUUGUCAGGUGGCGGCUUUAAGAAGGGAACUAUAAACUAAAAGCGUGCCUACUUGAAGCUAGGUUGCCAGUCACUGGGCUCCUACCUGGGGCCACUGGAGGAGAGCUUGCCCUGUCUGACCCCCCCACAUAUCAGCGGACAGAGCUCUGGACGCAGUAGGCUGCAACUAUCUGGGUGUGCGGUGCGCAGCACUGGGGCAUGUGAGGGCCUGAUGCAUUUUGCCAAAGGAAGAAGUCCCAUUCUGUAAACAGGAAAGCCUCUAUUUUUUAUUCACCUCCUUAUUCUAUGACUCCCUUUGAAAAGCAAGGUACCAAUGACCAGGAAUCGCAACAGAAGUGAAUAGAAAUCAGUUUUACAUUCAUUGAAGCAUGUAUCUUUGGGGGAAAAUGCCUGUUUUAAAUAUGUAAUUCUCAGAUAUAAUUUAAUAUUUUAAAUUUUCACUAAUAAGGCUGAAUCAGAAUAAUAUAAUUUUCAGCCUUGAUUAUGGUGGCUCUUUUGCCUUAGCAGCAGAAGCACAGUGACAAAAGGAGCAUCGUCUUUUGGGAAGCGUCACCAUAGGAUGCAUGUUGUCCUGCUGCUGUGGCAAAUGUGGCUGCCUUGCCAGGACCGGGCAAAUGAGGAGCCUGAAAAUUGUUUCUCGAAUAUUCAGACAUGGGUUCUGUGAAGGAGCAGUCUAAAGCCGAGAGGUAGCUGUUACAGCAUCCAGUUCAUCUUGAAGAGGCUAACAGUCAUGAAACAGCUGUUCUGGUUUAAAAAGAAAAAAAUUAGCAUCGUGGCUCACACCCCUAAUCCUGGCAGCUGGGAGACCAAACCCUACAUUACAGUAGUGAGUUUGAAACCAGCCAGGAUGUGAGACCUUAUUUCAAAGACAUUUGAAGAGGUUGAAAGUCCUGCUCCAUGGGGUGCAUGGAGCAUUAACGUGGCACUGCCCCCUAAAAGGAGAUGAGUGGCCUUUUCGCCCACCUACAGUGUCUCUGUUCUUACAGAUUGGCCACAUUUUUUUUUUAUAUCAGUGCUAUUAGUUGGACGUUGCCUCAAGAAGAAGUGGCCUUUUUUCUGCUGCUGCUGUAGAGAGCCGAGGCAUGGCUACACUGAGAUGUAGAUGGACACAGCUGCCAUGUGCAUUUGCCUCUGGCCAUACUGGAAGAAACUUGAUGAAAAGCACAGACUUCACAGUUUAUGUUGUUUGGAAACUUGAGUAAGAUGGGUUCCCUGAGUGACUGCAGUGGCCUUUGAGUUAGUGACCCGCACAUCUGUGACAGUCGUAUCCCAUCACUCACGUGUUACAUAUCCCAUAUCGCAUUAUUCAGCUGGAAGGAUGGUUCUCAGAAGACAGAACAGCUGUAAUCGGGCUGGCGGGAAACCCCUUCGCUCCAUGGAUGUAUUUAAAACACUGAAUUCAGUCAUCACAUUUUAUUUUUCAAUUUGUUUGUCUUUAACAUUUUAUACCAGAUUAAAAUUUAUCGUGAAUUUA
Messenger RNA from Alexandromys fortis (reed vole), 4083 nucleotides. RefSeq names its product ATP binding cassette subfamily B member 10 (gene Abcb10). Gene Ontology annotation, biological process: oligopeptide export from mitochondrion. The coding region runs from base 78 to 2195 and encodes 705 amino acids. The record is from RefSeq and is a predicted model, not a curated record. Gene Ontology annotation, molecular function: ATP hydrolysis activity; ABC-type oligopeptide transporter activity; ATP binding. The transcript is spliced from 13 exons. Gene Ontology annotation, cellular component: mitochondrial inner membrane. NCBI's taxonomy places the organism in Eukaryota, Metazoa, Chordata, Mammalia, Rodentia, Cricetidae.